CAGUCAGACAGAAGAGUUUGCACUUUGGCGUAGUUCGGUCGAGUUUUGUACGCGACGGUCGCUUCUCCAUCCUACUACAUUGGUUAUUGGUUUAUGGUACCACCACCUUACAUAUCGGGUCGGUGUGUUCGGUAAUGGCGGAAUAAGCAAAGCAGAGAGAUUGGUGUUGUGCAGCAGUGCUUUGGGCACCUUUUGCUCCACUUUACGUGUGCGUUUCUGCUUCGGUUGGCAGAAAAUUUUGGCAAAAGAAACGCAUCCGCUGGAAGAAAAAAAAAAAAACGCUGAUUGCGAUUGUGAUUUUUUUUUUCUGUGGCUUUGCGUGCGACACAGUGACAAGUCAGUGUGACGAGAGGGUGUUCCAGUUUGGCGACAGGUCGUCCGAAGUGUUAAUCCUCGAGCGGGAAAUCAGCAGUCUUAUCACCUGAGAAAGAGUAUCGCACUCGGCCAUGGAAAUGGAGCCCCGAGUGGCGAUCCUUCAGGACCUGAAAAUCCAAUCCUUCGACACAAUCCGGUUCGCUUCGUACAGGACCGCGUGCAAGCUGCGAUAUGUGCAAAAGUCGACAAAUUUACACCUGGUCGACAUCUGGAACGUGAUCGAGGCGUUCCGCGAGAACGGGCUGAACACCCUGGAGCACCAGAACGAGGUCAGCGUGAGCCGGCUGGAAACGCUGGUGUCGUCGCUCUAUCACAACCUGAACAAACGUCUUCCCCCGACGCAACAAGUUCCUGUCGAUUCCAAAGCUAGUCUACUGCUGAAUUGGCUGCUGGCGGCCUACUCGGGCGACAACAGUGGCAAGAUCCGGGUGUUCUCGAUCAAGGUGGCGCUGGCGAUCAUGUGCGCCGGCAAGAUGGUCGACAAGCUGCGGUACAUCUUCUCGCAAAUUUCCGACGGUGCUGGACAGCUUAUCCACUGGAAGCUCGGAGACUUCCUGCGGGAGGUUCUCGCUCUUCCGGCAGCCGUCUUCGAGUCGCCCACAUUCCACUACCAGGAAGGGCUCGAAAGUGAGAUCUUCCCGGUGGAGAACAAAAUCACAGUCAACGAUUUCAUGGCUGUCCUGAUGUCCGAACCGGGUCCAGCAUGUCUGGUGUGGCUCCCCCUCCUGCACAGACUGGCCACCGUGGAAGCGGUUGUCCAUCCUACCAUCUGCUCCGUCUGUCUACGGGAGAACUUCACCGGCUUUCGGUACCGGUGUCAGCGAUGUCACGCCUAUCAACUCUGCCAGGACUGCUUCUGGCAGGGCCGAGUAUCGCUGAAUCACCAAAACGACCACGAAGUCAAAGAGUACUCCAGCUACAAGAGCCCCAGCAAACAGAUCGGUCACUCGCUGAGGAAGAGCUUCCGCUGUGUACCGGAGAAGCCCAACCAGGUGCUACCGAGGUUUCCGGAACAGCCGGAGAAGACGCUCAACCUGUCACACAUUGUGCCACCGUCGCCGCUGCCGUCGCACAAUGGCUUCCAAGAUGGCGGCAUGAUCCCCGGCAUGUACGACCGGAGUAGUACGCUGGAUUCGAGUUUUUUGAACUUCAGGGGCACCGGUCUAUCGUUGGACAGUAAUGGUACCUCAGUGACGCGAGGUGGAGCCAAUUCGAAUGACGAAGAGCACAGGCUGAUUGCUCGAUACGCUGCGAGACUUGCUCAAGAAAGUCGGACGCCCGGCAGUUCAGCCCCGGAUCCGGUCCAGAUAGGUUUGGACAGUUCCCGCGCCCAGCGGGAACUAAUCAUGCAGCUCGAAUCCAAAAACAAAGAAAUCAUGCGCGAGAUCCAGAAACUCCGCCGGCAGCAGGAAGCCGAACAGGUGCAACCGGAGAGCCCAGCUCUGAUGAACGAACUGCGGGCCCUCCGGCAGCGAAAGGGUGAACUGGAAGGCCAUCUGGGAGCACUGCAGGACUCCCGACGGCAACUGAUGGCCCAGCUCGAGGGUCUGAUGCGAAUGCUCAAAAACCACCAAACACAGAGCCCACGGUCUACGCCGAAUUCUAGUCCGCGGUCGGGUAAGAGCCCACCGCUUCCACAAGGUCCUCAAAUGCCCGGUCAGCCGAGGGGUCCCGGAAUGCCUCCAAACGUGCCACCUCAUCUGCAGCAAAGUAUACUCCAGCAGCAACAACUUCAGCAGCAGCAACUGCAACAGCAGCAAAUGAUGCUCAACAGUCACAUGCAGGAGCCUCCGGGAGGAAUGAUGGGCCAUCCCCAUCCGAUGGACAUGCGAGGAUACGUUCCCAAUGGAAACAACAAUGGAGUCCAUAAUCCGAUCAUGGGUCGGCCGUCGUCCGCCAGUGCCACCGGUGGUCCCGCUUCCGGCCCGUCCUCUUCCGGGAGGAACGAUUUGCACUAUGCGGCCGAUUCGGUUUCCUCGGCUAUGAGCUCUCUGGUGCGCGAACUGAAUUCAGUAGGAUCCGACGAAGAGUAUGGCAUGCACCACCAUGUCAGACAGAUGCUAGACUUCGAGGAAAUGCAAAGCCAUGAGUGGAGUGAUAAGGACAACGUCCAAUGGCAGGAGCAGUUUGCCCAGUGGAGUCUCAACUCGCAGAAUCAGUAAAUUCGUACCAUCAUAGUCAGUCGUUUAAAUAUAGUAGGUAAACCGCGACCAGUCAGUCAGUCAGUGUUGCCAUUCUUCGGUCACCCUCUCAUAAAACCAUUAUUCGAACAGCCCCAUACAUAUACCUAUUAACUGCUCCUGAUAUUCGGCACUCACUCACUUAACUGACACUCUUAUGGCACCGGCCACGUUAGGCACGUGGUAUUAACGAAAAUAGCAUCAUAUCACCAUAUAGAAACACCUGUACCACGAAUACACGAGUUAUAGACAAAGAAAAAACAAUCCAUUCGGUAGAAAAGCGAUUUAUGUAAAAUAAACGAAAAAAUCUUAAAACCACAUUCCUCUGAAAUCCUUAAAAGUUUUCCUAAAUUUUAACCCUUGCUAAUGAUUUAAUCUUUUGUAUGUGAUCGCUACCUUGUAGAAGUCGUCGGCGAAUCGGUAAAGAAAUAAGCCGCACGAAAUGCUUUAUCUAAUUCGUAAAAAGGUUUUUUUGUAUAGGUUUUGUAGAGUCGUGUUAAAAGCCAGUAAGAUUUAAGGAAACCGUUUCCAUUCCAUAGCGCCAGCAUCAAAUGUGGUGACUUUUAAAUAGCUUUUUCGGUUGCGCGAAUAUUUAUUAUGUUGUAAACUAAAUAUUGCAACUACACUCACGUGGUGUACGUGUUGAACGUUGUUGGUAGGAAAAUAGUGCUUUUCUUACUCUAGUGGUUUUACUUUUAGUUUCAAGAUUACUCUGUUCAAGCGCUUUUUUACGUUAUUGAGGAUGAUAUUCUAAUAAAUGAAGUUUAUUUCAAUUAUUAUUUGUUUUCUUUUGUGUUUUUAAGUAACUCCCCAAAAAGCAUUGCUUCCUACUUUUCUUUAGGGCAUACUUUUUCAACGAAAAAUAAUUUUGCGAAACCAUCAAGCGACAUGUCGAGCUUCAAAACAAAAAUUCCUAAAACUUCGUUUCAGAAUUCCUGAUUUUUCCAAGAAAACUCCAGGAAUUCCUUCAGGAAAUCCUCCAGCAAUUCUCCUAAAGUUAUUCUCGGGAAUUCUCCUAAAAUUCCUUUGGGAAUUCUCCUAGUAUUCAUCCGGGAAUUCAUCUACAAUUCCUCCGGUUAUUCUUCAAAACUUCCUCCUGGAAUGCUCCUUGAAUUCCUCCGGGAGGUCUCCUAGAACUCCUCCGGAAAUUCUCCUAGAAUUCCUCCGAAAAUUUUACUAGCAUCAUUCGCAAAUUCUCCUAGAAUUCCUCCGGGAAUACUCCUUGAAUUCUUCCGGGAGUUCUCCUAGAAUUCCUCCGGGGAAUUCUUCCUUCAAGAAUUUCCCCUGGAAUGCUCCUUGAAUUCCUCCGGAAAUUCUCCUAGAAUCCCUCCGCAAAUUCUCCUAGAAUUCCCUCGGGAAUUCUCCUGGAAUUCCUCCAGAAAUUCUCCUAGAACUCCUCCAAAAAUUCUCCUAGAAUUUCUCCGGGAAUUCUCCUGGAUUUCCUCCAGGAAUUCUCCUAGAAUUUCUCCAGGAAUUCUCCUGAAAUUCCUCCAGGAAUUCUCCCAGAUUUCCUCCGGGAAUUCUCCCAGCAAUUCUCCAGGGCUUCUCCCAGAAUUCCUCCAGGAAUUCUCCCAGCUUUCUUCUAGGAGUUCUCCAAGAAUCCUCCAGGAAUUCUCUCAGAAUUCCUCAAGAAAUUCUCCCAGAAUUCCUCUAGGAAUUCUCCCAGAAUUCCUCCAGGAAUUCUCCCAGAAUUGAUCCAGAAAGUCUCCCAGAAUUCCUCCAGGAACUCUCCCAGAAUGCCUCCAGGAAUUCUCCCAGAAUUCCUCCAGAAAUUCGCCCAGAAUUCCUCCAGGAAUUCUCCCGGAAUUCCUCCAGGAAUUCUCCCGGAAUUCCUCCAGGAAUUCUCCCAGAAUUGCUCCAGAAAUUCUCCCAGAAUUGAUCCAGGAAUUCUUCCAGAAUUGCUCCAGGAAUUCUCUCAGAAUUCCUCCAGGAACUCUCCCAGAAUGCCUCCAGGAAUUCACCCAGAAUUUCUCCAGCAUUUCUUCCAGAAUUUCUCCAGCAAUUUUCCCAGAAUUCUUCCAGCGAUUCUCCCAGAAUUCCUCCAGCAAUUCUCCCAGAAUUCCUCCAGGAAUUCUCCCAGAAUUCCUUCAGGAAUUUCCUUAGAAUUCCUUCAGAAGUUCUCCUAGAAUUUCUCCGGGCGUUCUUCUAGAAUUCCUCCGAGAAUUUUCCUUGAAUUCCUCCGGGAAUUCUCCCAGAAGUCGUCCGGAAAUUUUUCUAUAAUUUCUCCGGAAAUUUUCUUAGAAUUCCUCCGGGAAUUCUCUAGAAUUCCUCCGAGAUUUCUUCUGGGAUUCCUCCGGGAAUUCUCAUAGAAUUUCUCCAGGACUUCUCCCUGAGUUCCUCCAGGAAUUCUCCCAUCUCUCCUCUAGGAAUUCUCCAAGAAUCCUCCAGGAAUUCUCCCACAAUUCCUCCAGGAAUUCCCAUACACCGGGAAUUCUCCUGGAAUUCCUCCGUGUAUUCUCCUAUAAUUCCUCCGGAAAUUCUCCUAUUAUUUAUCCGGAAAUUCUCUUAGAACUCCUCCGAAAAUUCACCUUGAAUUCAUCCGAGAAUUCUCCUAGAAUUGCUCCAGGAAUUCUCCCAGAAUUGCUCCAGGAAUUCUCCCAGAAUUUCUCCAGCAAUUCUCCCAGAAUUUCUUCAGCAUUUCUCCCAGAAUUCUUCCGGCGAUUCUCCCAGAAUUCCUCCAGCAAUUCUCUCAGAAUUCCUCCAGCAAUUCUCUCAGAAUUCCUCCAAGAAUUCUCCUAGAAUUCCUCCAGGAAUUCUCCCAGAAUUCCUCCAGGAAUUCUCCCAGAAUUCCUCCCGGAAUUCCCCUAGAAUUCCUUCAGAAGUUCUCCUAGAAUUUCUCCGGAAAUUCUCCUAGAAUUUCUCCGGGCGUUCUUCUAGAAUUCCUCCGAGAAUUUUCCUAGAAUUCCUCCGGGAAUUCUCAUAGAAUUUCUCUAGGAUUCUCCCAGAAUUCCUCCAGGAAUUCUCCCAGCUUUCCUCUAGGAAUUCUCCCAGAAUUCCUCCUGGAAUUCCCCUAGACCGGGAAUUCUCCUGGAAUUCCUCCGGGAAUUCUCCUAGACCGGGAAUUCUCCUGGAAUUUCUCCGGGAAUUCUCCUAUAAUUCCUCCGGAUAUUCUCCUAUUAUUUAUUAGGAAAUUCUCCUAGAACUCCUCCGAAAGUUCACCUUGAAUUCAUCCGAGGAUUCUCCUAGAAUUGCUCCCAGAAUUCUCCAGCAGAAUUUCUUCGGGAAUUCUUCUAGAAUUCCUCCGGGAAUUAUUCUAGAAUUGGCCAGCGUUCAGCCAGAGCGGACUACGCGAUUUUUUGGGCAGGUAAAGAUAAGCUGAGGAAUUCGAUAAACCAGAACUUUUCGACGUUAUUUUGAUUCAGAUGUGUCAUUACAUAAAAGAAUCAAAGUGUUUCUAAAAAUAAUGCCAGAGAUUUGAAAUUUCAAGUGCUUGCAGGCAUUUUUCUCGAAAUCAUUGAAAAACAGAUGGUCCUGUCUGACUUAACGCCGACCAAUUCCUCCGGGUAUUCUCCUAGAUUUUCUUCAAGAAUUCUCCUACAAUUCCACCGUGAAUUCUCUUAAAAUUUAUCCGGGAAUUCUCAUGGAAUUCCUCCGGGGAUACUCCUAUAAUUGUUCCAGGAAUUCUCCUAGAUUUCUCCGGAAAAAAAAAUUUCAAAAACUCCUGCCGAAUUUUACCCACAUUAAUUGUCCCAGAUUUGCUCCACGAGUUAUCUCAGAAUUCCUCCAAAGAUUGGCCUAGAGUUCUUCUAGAAUACCUCCAGGGUUUCUUCUAAAGUCACCUCAAAGUCUCGAAGUUUGAAAUAUCGCAUGAUGAUGAUUUCCUAUUUUCGGAACAUGGAUCCUAUAAGCGGAUUCCCAAAGAAAUUCAAUAAAAUAGUAUGCUCUAAAAGUUGAAAGAAAUCAUACUAGCUAACAAACUCAUUCGAAGAAGUCAUCUUAAAAUGAACCAUCCUCCCAAGCUUUUGGAUAGGAUAACGCACAGAGAUGUACAAACGUUAAAAGCAGAAUCUAGCAUUUUAGGCACCGUUAUUGAACAAUUCUUAACCAAAAAAAAAGGAAAAUAACUACUCAUCUAGACAAAAAAGACAAGUUUAUCGCAAAACCAACGGACUCAUUCCUUCACUUCUCAAUGUAUUUUUAGUCAGGAUGAAACUCACAAAACAUUGGAUCAAUUUUUGGCAGCGAACUGUUUCUAAGGCUUACAAGGUAUUACACACACGUCGACUUCACGUCUGUGAUUGGAUGUAACUUGUGUAUUUUGUGAGUUCAAAAGACCACGACAUUGGGAAACAAUAUCAAAAAACAAUGAAAGACAUAAAAUUAUUAGACUAACAAAAUUGACAGUGUUUCUUUGGAGAGACAAAAAAUUAAACCAAUAAAGUAAAACAUGUUUUCGGAAAUAACAAACUAGGAACAGAACAAUACGCUCGUAAUAUAGAUUAAAACAGAAAAUCUAAUUAUUCGAUUUUAGUAGCAAAAAUACAGACUAAACAUGAAGAUGGUAUUCAAACAGUGAGUAGUCUAAUCUAAAUAUACUCCAAAUAAGCAAAAUCUAACAACAAAUUGGAACUUAUAAAAACCAAACCCAACUAAUAAAACAUCCUCGAAUAGGCUAGGGACAACGAUACUCAUUCGAUGGUGAAAUACAUAGCAAAACCACUCAGAAUAACAACAUUAGAACAUCCCAAACACAAACGUCGUCGCCUUCUCGAGUUGUUGAAUGUUACUAUGACGGCGAACAUCUUAUUCGGCAAAACAAAUGCAAUGUGAUAAAUGUUUCAGUCCUCAGUUGAACCAGGAAUACUCUCCCACACUCCCGAGUCAGAGAGGAGUACUGUAUUGUCCGACAAGAAAAAAUACACAAACAUUGUACAUUGGGAAAAUGGAACGAAGGAAGACCUGUAAUUGCACUCAAGUUGAAAAGAAAACAGUAAACAGCAAACAAGUAAUGGAAAAGUAUGAAUAAAAAUACACAUUAACCAAAUUGAA
Molecule: messenger RNA, 7544 nt
Organism: Aedes albopictus (Asian tiger mosquito)
Lineage: Eukaryota; Metazoa; Arthropoda; Insecta; Diptera; Culicidae
Product: dystrobrevin beta
Exons: 11
Coding region: 447-2537 (696 amino acids)
Biological process (GO): synaptic signaling
Cellular component (GO): plasma membrane; synapse
Molecular function (GO): zinc ion binding
Source: RefSeq, a predicted model, not a curated record